GGAAGAGAGGGUGGGGCCUGCACUCACAUGGCCCUGGAGGUCACCCACCUAGGGGUCUCCCAAAGCCAGGGUCUGUAAGCUGGAAAUGCAGUACCAACGCCCGGGACCCCAAGCAAGGCUGGGACCAGCCUGCCCGGGAUGUCGCCAACCACCUCCACGGAUCAGAAGACAGUUUGCGGCCUUGUAUAAAGGGACAUUCUACUUCCACUUUGAAAACCUAUGUUAUGCCAAUGGCCGGAAAACUACCUUCUUAUGCUACCGAGUGGAGAGACUGGCGCCUGGUCUACCUGUCUACCUUUGGAAAGGGGUCUUUAGAAAUCAGGUCUUCCCCCUGAAACAGCUCCACGCUGAGUUGUGCUUCCUCUAUUGGUUUCACAACCACAUACUGUCCCCCAAUGAGAACUACAGGAUUACCUGGUACGUGUCAUGGAGCUCCUGUCCCAACUGUGCAUGGGAGGUAGCCAGGUUCCUGGCUGCCCAUCAAAACGUGACCCUGACCAUCCACAUCGCCCGCCUCUACUACUUCUGGAACGACAGUUUCAAGCAGGGGCUUCGCAGAUUAAGUCAGGAAAGGGCACAGUUAGCCAUCAUGGACGGUCAAGGAUUUCAAUAUUGUUGGGAUGAGUUUGUAUACAAUGAUGGCAAGCCAUUCAGGCCUUGGAGGAAACUGAAUAUAAAUUUUAACUACCAGGAUCACAAUUUACAGGAGAUUCUCAGAAGUCUGCUCAAAGAAGAAACCUUCCUCAUCCAGUUUAACAACAAGCACCGUGCCCAGAAGCCCUAUCGCCGCAGGAAGACCUAUCUUUGCUACAAGCUGGAGGGGCCCAGUGGCUCCGGGCCACUUACCAAAGGCUGCCUUCAGAACAAGAAAGGUAAACACGCAGAAGCCCGCUUUGUUGAUAAGAUGCGUUCUAUGCAACUGGACCACGCGCUAAUCACCUGCUACCUCACGUGGAGCCCCUGCCUGGACUGCUCCCAGAAACUGGCUGCACUCAAGAGAGAUCACCCAGGCCUGACUCUGCGCAUCUUCACCUCCCGUCUGUACUUCCACUGGGUGAAGAAGUUCCAGGAAGGGCUACGACUUAUGUUCGCAUGCAAGAUCCAAGUGGCCGUGAUGGGCCUCCCAGAGUUCACCGACUGCUGGGAAAACUUUGUCAGCGACCAGCCCUUCAGUGCCUGGCACAAGCUGGAAGAUUACAGCCAGAGCAUAAAAAGGCGGCUCAACACCAUCCUGAUGUCCUUCAGAUUGGAUGACAUCACUGAAAACAUUGGAAAUUUACAACUUGCACCUCCAUCUUUCUGAGUGGCAAGAAAGGGGUUCAAGACGACAGCUUCUGCAACAUCAUCUAACUUCCAAACCUACUGCUCCCCCAGCCUAGAGGACCUUUCUUUCUUCUUUGUUUACUUCUGUUUCAUUUUCUCCUAUAAGUGGGUGCCCCAUUUUGUAACUGAAAAUGUAAGCUUUUUAAUUUUGUAAUUAAAAAGUCAGCAUGGUGGUUCAUGCCUAUAAUACCAA
This is a messenger RNA of Jaculus jaculus (lesser Egyptian jerboa), 1516 nucleotides long. Its product is annotated as DNA dC->dU-editing enzyme APOBEC3-like. The coding region runs from base 86 to 1303 and encodes 405 amino acids. The record is from RefSeq and is a predicted model, not a curated record. Gene Ontology annotation, biological process: DNA cytosine deamination; cytidine to uridine editing; defense response to virus. Gene Ontology annotation, cellular component: cytoplasm; nucleus; P-body. NCBI's taxonomy places the organism in Eukaryota, Metazoa, Chordata, Mammalia, Rodentia, Dipodidae. Gene Ontology annotation, molecular function: zinc ion binding; RNA binding; cytidine deaminase activity. The transcript has 8 exons.